Messenger RNA from Drosophila grimshawi, 2294 nucleotides. Its product is annotated as phenoloxidase 2. Gene Ontology annotation, molecular function: oxidoreductase activity. Bases 86 to 2140 code for a protein of 684 amino acids. The transcript has 4 exons. NCBI's taxonomy places the organism in Eukaryota, Metazoa, Arthropoda, Insecta, Diptera, Drosophilidae. The record is from RefSeq and is a predicted model, not a curated record.
UCUCAAGCGACUGCCACAAGUGCGUUUCACGUUUUUCAAUUCACUUUUCUUUUCACUUGUGUUGCAAGUUUUGAUCCUGCUGAAAAUGGCCGACAAGAAGAAUUUGCUUCUCCUGUUCGAGCAUCCCACGGAGCCCGUUUUCAUGGACAAGGGCAAGAAGGUGACCGUAUUCGAUGUGCCGGACAACUACUUGACCGAUCGCUACCGCCCCAUCAGCACUGAGGUGCAGAGUCGGGUCGGCGAGAAGGUCGAGCAGCGGGUUCCAGUUCGUGAGAUCUCCAUACCCGAUCUGCGCAUACCCAUGUCCCUGGGCCGCGAGGAGCAGUUCUCGCUGUUCAUUCCCAAGCAUCGCAGAAUUGCAGCUCGCCUCAUCGACAUCUUUGUGAACAUGCGCUCCGUCGAUGAUCUCCAGAGCGUGGCGGUCUAUGCCCGUGAUCGUGUGAAUCCCGUUAUGUUCAAUUAUGCACUCUCUGUGGCACUGCUGCAUCGUCCCGAUACGCAGGGACUCGAUUUACCCUCGUUUGCGCAAACCUUUCCCGAUCGCUUCGUUGACUCGCAGGUGUUCCGCCAGCUGCGCGAAGAGUCCUUUGUGGUGCAGCCCGGUUCCCGGAUGCCGAUAAUUAUUCCACGUGAUUAUACCGCUUCGGAUUUGGAGCCGGAGCAUCGCCUGUGGUAUUUCCGCGAAGAUCUGGGCAUUAAUCUGCAUCACUGGCAUUGGCAUUUGGUUUACCCAUUCGAGGCCUCCGAUCGCAGCAUUGUGGCCAAGGAUCGUCGCGGUGAACUGUUCUACUACAUGCACGAACAGAUCAUGGCACGCUACAACAUGGAACGCUUCAGCAACAACUUGGCUCGGGUGCAGCCCUUCAACAAUCUGCGUGAUCCCAUUGUCGAGGGCUAUUUCCCCAAGAUGGACUCGCUUGUGGCCAGUCGCGCCUGGCCGCCACGUUUCGACAAUACGCGCAUUAACGAUCUGAAUCGCGAACAGGAUCAGAUCAAUGUCGAGGUAGCCGACAUGGAGCGCUGGCGCGAUCGCAUCUUCGAGGCCAUUCACCAGGGCUUUGUCAUGGAUGAACGUGGACAACAGGUCCCAUUGGAUGAGGCUAGAGGCAUUGAUAUUCUCGGCAACGUUCUCGAGUCCUCGAUUCUGUCGCCGAAUCGCACUUUGUAUGGUGAUCUGCACAACUUUGGCCAUGUUUUCAUCUCGUAUGCCCACGACACGAACAACAAGCACUUGGAAUCAUUUGGCGUAAUUGGUGACUCAUCGACGGCGAUGCGUGAUCCUGCCUUCUACAGGUGGCAUGCGUACAUCGAUCGCAUCUUCCAGGAGCACAAGACACGUCUGCCCGCCUAUACGGACACACAGUUGAACUAUCCGGGCAUCUCGAUUACGGGCUUCCAGGUCGCUACAAAUGGCGGCCAGCCGAAUGUGCUGACCACCUUCUGGCAGCAGUCCGAUAUGGAUUUGUCUCGUGGCUUUGAUUUCACACCACGUGGCAAUGUGUUUGCCCGCUUCACCCACUUGACCCAUUCGCCCUUCACCUAUACGAUCAAUGUGAACAAUGAUGGCGGCGCCCAAAGAUUCGCCUACGUGCGCAUAUUCAUUGCACCCAAGAAUGAUGAGCGUGGUCAGCCAAUGCUGAUGCGCGAACAGCGCCUGAUGAUGGUGGAGCUGGACAAGUUUGUGGUGUCUCUGAAUCCCGGACCGAACUCAAUACGCCGUCGCUCUACGGAGUCCAGUGUGACCAUACCGUUCGAGCGAACCUUCCGCAAUCUGGAUGCCAAUCGCCCGGCGGCUGGCACCGCCGAGGAGCUCGAGUUCAACUUCUGCGGGUGCGGCUGGCCCAAUCAUAUGCUCAUCCCCAAGGGUCUGCCUGAGGGUCUGCGCUGCGAUCUGUUUGUCAUGGUUUCCAACUAUGAGAACGACAGGAUCGAUCAGCAGCUGGUUGGACGCUGCAGCGAUGCUGCCAGCUAUUGUGGAGUUCGCGAUCGUCUCUAUCCCGAUCGUCAGUCCAUGGGUUAUCCUUUCGAUCGCCUGCCCAGAACUGGCGCCGAUCGUCUGGUCAACUUCCUGACGCCCAACAUGAGCAUUGUGGAUGUCAGCAUUCGCCACGACAAUCGCGUGGUCAAUCGACAAGGCUAGUUAAAACCAACUACAUCUACAAAUUGUGACGACCUUCGCUUGAUGACACUGCACGCAUAUCUCACGUACUUCUAGCAAAUAACGUAUACAUUUUAUAUUGCAUUUAUUGCAUCUUUAUUGAGCUUAUAAUAAACGCAUCAUGGCAUUCAAUGAA